AACCAAUAUUACUUGCAUACACUUGCCAAAGAAAAUAAAUACUAUACUCAAAGUAAGUAAUUAUAAAAAAAAAAAAAAAAACAAAUAUGGCAAAUGAAGAGAAUAUCCAAUGCUCGAAAAAAGCUGCGAUUCUUGCCCUCGGCAAAGCGUUCCCUCACCAACUCGUCAUGCAAGAAUUUCUCGUCGAUGGAUACCUCAGAAAUACCAACUGCGACGAUCCCGAUCUCAAGCAGAAGCUCACUCGACUUUGCAAGGCAACCACGGUGAAAACUCGAUACGUAGUGAUGUCGGAAGAAAUUUUAAACAAGUACCCGGAACUAGCGGCCGAAGGUGUCCCGACACUAAACCAACGUCUCGAAAUCUGCAAUUCGGCGGUCACAAAAAUGGCCAUCGAAGCGUCGCGAUCCUGCAUCGAGAAAUGGGGCCGGCCCGUUUCCGACAUAACGCACGUGGUGUACGUCUCGUCCAGCGAGGCCCGUCUGCCGGGCGGCGACCUCUACCUCGCCAGAGGAUUGGGCCUCCGGCCCGACACCCGCCGGGUCAUGCUCUACUUCUCGGGCUGCUCCGGCGGGGUGGCGGGCCUCAGAGUGGCUAAAGACAUAGCCGAGAACAACCCUAACAGUAGGGUGCUUCUAGCAACUUCCGAAACCACGAUCAUCGGAUUCAAACCGCCGAGCGCUGACAGGCCGUACGACUUGGUUGGUGUGGCCUUGUUCGGCGACGGGGCGGGCGCAAUGAUAAUCGGGUCAGGCCCCGUUUCGGAAAUCGAAAAGCCGCUUUUCGAGCUGCACACUGCUAUACAGCAUUUUUUGCCCGAUACGGAGAAGAUAAUAGACGGAAAACUUACGGAGGAAGGGAUAAGUUUUAAGCUCGAAAAGCAGCUGCCGCAGAUAAUCGAGGACAAUAUUCAAGAUUUUUGUGUAGAGUUGAUGGGGUAUGGUGGGUUUUGUGAGAAGGAUUUCAACGAACUUUUCUGGGCGGUUCAUCCGGGUGGGCCCGCUAUAUUGAACAAGCUGGAGAAAAAGCUCGAGCUUUUGCCGGAAAAGCUGAAAUCGAGUAGGAGGGCUUUAAGUGAUUAUGGGAAUGCUAGUAGUAAUACUAUUGUUUAUGUGUUGGAGUAUAUGUUGGAAGAGGCAAAGAAUUUCAAGAACAAGGGGCAAAAUGGUAAUUGUGAGUGGGGGUUGAUUCUUGCUUUUGGACCUGGGAUUACUCUUGAAGGGAUUCUUGCCAAGAAUCUCACUGUGUGAACUGUGUGUGUGUGUGUGUGUGUGUGUGUGUGUGUGUGUGUGUGUGUGCGUGUGUGUGUGAAAUCAAGAUUGCUGCAUCUUUAAAUUACUUGCUAAGAAGUCCAUCAAUGAAGUUGUUUUUAAGUUGA
Molecule: messenger RNA, 1375 nt
Organism: Erythranthe guttata (spotted monkey flower)
Lineage: Eukaryota; Viridiplantae; Streptophyta; Magnoliopsida; Lamiales; Phrymaceae
Gene: LAP5
Product: Chalcone and stilbene synthase family protein
Biological process (GO): polyketide biosynthetic process
Molecular function (GO): acyltransferase activity, transferring groups other than amino-acyl groups
Source: RefSeq, a predicted model, not a curated record